Ipomoea nil (Japanese morning glory) is the source of this 1798-nucleotide messenger RNA. RefSeq names its product ribosomal lysine N-methyltransferase 3. Gene Ontology annotation, biological process: peptidyl-lysine monomethylation. Gene Ontology annotation, molecular function: protein-lysine N-methyltransferase activity. The transcript has 6 exons. The coding region runs from base 175 to 1695 and encodes 506 amino acids. Lineage: Eukaryota; Viridiplantae; Streptophyta; Magnoliopsida; Solanales; Convolvulaceae. The record is from RefSeq and is a predicted model, not a curated record. Gene Ontology annotation, cellular component: nucleus.
AACCUCUAUGGGAGAAAUGUGCGAUUUUCUGAAAUCCUAAGGGUGUCUUGCGUAAAUUUUGGAAAGUCCGACCCGUGACCGUUUCCAAUCUCCCGCCCCGAACUACAGAGUUGAGCAAUCACAGAGUCACAGUACAACUCUUCCUAGUUACAUUGCGCCGCCUCCGCCGCGGCAAUGGCUACCAGUAACAGGAAAAUGAGGGCGUUCAAAAAAUGGAUGAACUCGAAAGGCAUAGAGUGGAGCGACGCUUUGGAGCUAGUCGCAACGGAAUCCCCCGUCUUCAUCAGAGCGGUGUGCGAUUUGCACGAAGGCGACGUGGUGGCGAAAAUCCCGAAGGAGAGCUGCUUGACGAUAAAAACUUGUGGUGCUCGGCAAAUGAUCGAGGAAGCUGAGCUUGACGGCUACUUAGGCCUGGCCGUGGCGCUGAUGUAUGAAAGGAGUCUCGGCCCGGUUUCUCCUUGGUUUGGUUAUCUUCAGUUGCUGCCACAUUCUGAGCCUAUCCCCUUGCUUUGGUCGCUCUCUGAAAUCAACUCUCUUCUCGCUGGCACUGAGCUCCACAAGAUAAUUAAAGAAGACAAGGUUCUUAUCCAUGAGGACUGGAAAGAGUGCAUCCAACCUCUUUUGGACAAUGCUUCAUUGGGGCUUAACCUGGAAGGCUUUGGUAUUGAAGAAUAUUUUGCGGCAAAAAGUCUUAUUGCUUCUCGAUCAUUUCAAAUUGAUGAUUACCAUGGAUUUGGGAUGGUUCCCCUGGCAGACCUUUUUAAUCACAAGACUGGUGCUGAGGAUGUGCACUUCACAUCCAUAUCCUCCGAUUCUGAAUCAGAUAGUGACGCAGAUGAUAACAAUAGUAACACUGAGUAUCAGAAUAAUAGUGACCAUGAGCCAAUUAGCGAAAAUGCACAUUCAGAAGGAGAUUCUUUGAGCGGGAGUGAUUUAGAUUCUUCUUCAAUGUCUGGGAAUGAUCCUACAGCUCUGGAAAUGAUCAUGGUGAAAAAUGUCAAAGCUGGAGUUGAGGUAUUUAAUACAUAUGGAUCCCUAGGCAAUGCUGCGUUGCUGCAUAGAUAUGGAUUCACAGAAUCAGAUAAUCCAUAUGAUAUUUUGAACUUAGAUCUUGAACUGGUACUUCAGUGGAGUUCAUCUCGAUUCUCAUACCGUCACAGUAGGAGGAGGUUAUCACUAUGGAGAGCGUUGGAUUAUUCUGGAUGCGUCAGUCAAGACUCUGAAUAUUUUGAAAUCUCAUAUUAUGGGGAGCCACAAAUUGAGUUAAUAAUUUUGCUUUACAUAUUGUUGUUGUCAGAAGAAGCAUAUAGUGAAGUUGAUCUUGCUGUGUCUACAAUGGGUGAUGUUGAAAAAUCUUGGCAACUCUUUUUAUCAAAGCAAGGGGUUCCAUUGGAAAAUGGAUCAGAACUUAACAAGAAUUCAUUGCUUACAGAAAGCGUUUGCUUGGCUCUCUUGUCACUAGCAGAUGCCCGGGAAAGUUUAUAUGGUUCAAAUUAUCUCAGAAAUGAUCUCAAAGAGCUGAAUAGGUGCUCUCAGCUAAGCGAACCUAAACUGUAUCACUCUCUCGUGCUACGUAUAAGUGAGAGGAAGAUUCUUCAGAAAUUAAGGACUUAUGCCUCAGCAGGUGCUACAACGAAGAAAGGUACAAAAAGGAAAGGUAAAAGACGGUGCAUGAAGACGCAAGUCACCCGGUAGCAUUCUUGGUCUGUGCUAUACACAUGACAGGGCAUCUACCUAUAAUACAUAGUUGAAAGUUGAAAUAACAGUACAUGGUAUCUACACAAGGAAAAUGUAAGCG